This is a messenger RNA of Drosophila kikkawai, 903 nucleotides long. Its product is annotated as proteasome assembly chaperone 2. Gene Ontology annotation, cellular component: cytosol; nucleus. NCBI's taxonomy places the organism in Eukaryota, Metazoa, Arthropoda, Insecta, Diptera, Drosophilidae. The record is from RefSeq and is a predicted model, not a curated record. Gene Ontology annotation, biological process: proteasome assembly.
UGUCAUCGGGUUUUCUCCACCUCUAUUUCAUAUUUUGACUUCUCAUUCGGAACAACAAUUUAUAUUCUGCCAAAAUGCUGUUUCUCAAGGAAAAGCGGUCCACUCUAGAUCUGACGGAGUACACGGUGAUCCUCCCGAGCAUCUGUGUGGGCAACGCGGCGCAGCUGGCCUGUGACCUGUUGAUCGCCUCCAAGAAACUACGGCGCAUCGGAUCCCUUACACAUCCUGCUCUAAUCCCGGUCUAUGGACCGUCGGCCUAUCAACACGAACCAAACGAGAAGGUCUCGUCCUGUGAGCUGUACGAGGGCGCCGAGGACAAACUGCUGGUCGUGCAGUUCCGGGCGCCAUGGAUCGCCCGCCACACCGGCAGUUUUCAGCAGGAGCUGGUGGAGCUGCUCAAGGGCGCCCGCCGGGUGGUCAUACUCAGCGGCAGCUUCGGCUUCGAGCGACGCGUGAUUGAGGAGUCGCCGUGGGCGUACCGCGCUAGCGACAACUUCAAGGAGAUCCACGCUGCCCAACUGGGAAAUGCGGAGCUGAUCAAGUGGAAGGAGCACACUGGCGAGGCUAUUUACGGCGGCGGCAAUGCCCUGCAGCUUUACAAGGCCUUCGACGAGAAGAAUGUGGCCGUUAUGCUGCUAUUCCGCUAUCUGCUCGAGGGCGACAACUCGACGGAUGCUUCCCUGAUAGUCAAAGAGCUUAACGAACUGUGCGAGGAUUUCCUGCAGCUGCGCAGCGGCAGUGGCGGCGACAGCAGCUUCAAGCUAACGGUGCCCAAGUCCUGGAACCUGCUCUUCGGCAACGACAUCACGGAACUCCUCUUCUGAGCUAUAGCUUAAGUCUGUCUUUAUUUUUCGGUGACUUCAAAUACAAAUAUGUUAAUCUUUUGGUGUAGGAUAAAAGAGA